AUGUUUUUAUUAUUACGACCAAUCUGCAGAUUGCAGAGAAUACAAGGACACAUGAUGUCGAGUAAAGCUGGGUCUGAAGUUCUGUUUGAGAAAGUUGGGAACGCUGGAGUCAUCACACUAAACAGACCCAAAGCUCUCAAUGCUCUGAAUCUCACCAUGAUCAGACACAUCUACCCUCAGCUCAAGAAAUGGGACAAAGACUCAGAAACAGAUCUAGUGAUCAUUAAAGGAGCAGGGGAGAAGGCAUUCUGUGCUGGUGGGGAUAUCAGAGCUGUCACAGAAGCUGGAAAAGCAGGCGAUUCUCUCGCUCAAGACUUCUUCCGUGAGGAAUAUAUUCUUAACAACACUAUUGGUACAUAUCAGAAACCAUAUGUGGCUCUAAUUGAUGGAAUUACAAUGGGAGGAGGCGUGGGUCUUUCAGUUCAUGGACGGUUUCGUGUGGCCACUGAGAAGACACUGUUUGCCAUGCCUGAGACGGGCAUUGGUAAGAGGCAGCCUGUGUUCCUCUCUCUCCCUGAGGGCUGUAACUGGAUUGCAUCUCUUGAGAAGGAUCUUGUUGAUCUGAAGUCUCCAUCUAACAGUGAUGUGGCCCAACUGCUGGAUUCUUAUCAAGAACAGAGCAGUCUGGAUGCUGAGAAACCUUUCGUACUGCAAGAACAGACAGAGGCCAUUGACAGGCUCUUUUCAGCUGGAAGUGUGGAGGAGAUCAUGGAAAACCUUAAGAAAGAUGGCUCUGCUUUUGCUCUCAAACAGACUGAGGUGCGUCCAGGGAUAGUGAUUAAACAUAUUUUAAAAAAUAAAUUGACCCAAAAGCGAAAAUUGUUGUGAUUAAAAAUUUC
Molecule: messenger RNA, 839 nt
Organism: Sinocyclocheilus grahami
Lineage: Eukaryota; Metazoa; Chordata; Actinopteri; Cypriniformes; Cyprinidae
Product: 3-hydroxyisobutyryl-CoA hydrolase, mitochondrial-like
Exons: 10
Coding region: 1-828 (275 amino acids)
Biological process (GO): L-valine catabolic process
Cellular component (GO): mitochondrion
Molecular function (GO): 3-hydroxyisobutyryl-CoA hydrolase activity
Source: RefSeq, a predicted model, not a curated record